Molecule: messenger RNA, 1366 nt
Organism: Zootoca vivipara (common lizard)
Lineage: Eukaryota; Metazoa; Chordata; Lepidosauria; Squamata; Lacertidae
Gene: YAF2
Product: YY1 associated factor 2
Biological process (GO): positive regulation of DNA-templated transcription
Cellular component (GO): nucleus
Molecular function (GO): transcription coregulator activity; DNA binding
Source: RefSeq, a predicted model, not a curated record
GGCGAAAGAGAGAGGAGAGGAGAAGCGGCGGCAGGAGUUCCCCCGACAGCUGGAGGCUGCGGUAGUUGGCGGUGUCGGCCGCAGUAAAGCAGGGAACGGUCGUCGUUGUUGGCGGCGGCGCGCGCUGUGCGCGGCGGCGGCUCCUCCUCCUCCUCGCUUGGUUGCCUCGGCUCGAGAGCCAACCCCCCGCUUCCUCGGCUCGCUCCUCCUUAUUGACAAAUACACAAAGGGCCGCGCCGGGCUGGAGACGCGUCUGUGGAGCCGGCAUGGGAGACAAGAAGAGCCCCACAAGGCCGAAGCGGCAGCCGAAGCCGUCCUCCGACGAGGGCUAUUGGGACUGCAGCGUGUGCACUUUCCGGAACAGCGCCGAGGCCUUCAAGUGCAUGAUGUGCGAUGUAAGGAAGGGCACCUCCACCCGGAAACCUCGACCUGUCUCUCAACUGGUUGCACAACAGGUUACGCAGCAAUUUGUGCCCCCUACACAAUCAAAGAAAGAGAAAAAAGACAAAGUAGAAAAAGAAAAAAGUGAAAAGGAAACGACUAGCAAAAAGAACAGUCACAAAAAAACAAGGCCCAGGUUGAAAAAUGUGGAUCGAAGUAGCGCCCAACACUUGGAAGUUACUGUUGGUGAUCUGACAGUCAUUAUUACAGACUUUAAGGAAAAAACAAAGUCACCACCUGCUUCCAGUGCAGCUUCUGCAGAUCAGCACAGCCAGAGCGGUUCUAGUUCUGACAAUACAGAGAGAGGAAUGUCCAGGUCGUCUUCACCAAGAGGAGAAGCCUCAUCACUGAAUGGAGAAUCUCAUUAAAGUUUAUUUACUCCAGUUUCUUUAGUCUUUCCAAACUUGCAAAAUGUACACAACUUCUGCCAACAGUUACCACAUUUUCAUGACUUGUUAUCCACAGUGCACGAUUUGUAUGUUUACUCAAAUAUGAUUUAUGCAGUUUUAUACAAAACAAGUGCAGCAGUGAAAUUAAAUUUCAUUGCAAUCUACAAAACCUUUUCAGAUGACUUUUUAAUCUUCAUAUAAAAAGGUGCCAUGAAAAUGUGGUUUGAAUGUUCUUGAUGCAGUGUUACUGGUAAGUCCAUUUUCACCUUUAGUUUAGUGAAUUCUAACACAACUCUUGGAUUCUAUACUAUUGGCAUGUACUGAAUUGAAUUUUUUUAUAACAUAGUUCAAGCUGCCUAAAUAUGUAUUAUUUGAGAAUUGUGAAACAUAGUUAUAUGUAUGCAAGUCAAAGAUCAACUUAAUCAACUAUUGCUGCAAAAGACUUUUCGUAAUGAUUAUCUUUAAAACACCUGCUGGUACUUGGUGUGGUUGAAUAGGAAAAAUGUUAUUAAAUAAAAAAAAAACAUUUGUAUGAA